AUGUCAUAUGAAGGGAAAUCGUUACCAUUUUCUGAAAUUCCUCUUGUUGAUUUUGGACGCUUUUUGAAUGGAAAUGAUAAAGAUAAAGUCGAAAUUGCUGAACAAAUUGGUUCGGCUUGUCGAAAUGUGGGCUUUUUUUAUAUAAAAAAUCAUGGAAUUUCAUCCGAUCUUAUUAGUCGUGUGUACGAACAAGCGCGACGAUUUUUCUCAUUACCAAUUGAAGAGAAAAUGUUAAUUUAUAUCGGUUUAACAUCAUUAAAUCGUGGUUAUACGCCAAUAUACGAAGAAAAAUUAUCGUUAAAAGGUGAUUUAAAAGAAGGAUUUGAUUGUGCAAAUGAAUUAGAGGAAAAUGAUGUUGAUAGAGUAGAACGUGGUGCUCAACUUCAUGGUCCCAAUGUAUGGCCAAAAAAUUUACAAGGAUUUAAAGAAUGUGUUUAUGAUGAAUAUUAUUUAUCUGUUUUAAAACUCGCACAUCGUCUUUUGAAAUCAUUUGCCUUGGCACUUAAUCUACCAGAAAAUUAUUUUGAAUCAAUUACUCAAAAACCAAUGGGUACUCUUCGUCUUCUCUAUUAUCCACCACAACCACCAAUUAUCGAUCCCGAUCAAUUAGGUUGUGGUUCUCAUACCGAUUAUGAAUGUUUUACUCUACUAUCUCAAUCAAAUGAAAAAGGUUUACAAGUUCAAAAUGUUCUUGGUGAAUGGAUUGAAGCACCACCAAUUGAUGGAACAUUUGUAGUCAAUAUUGGUGAUAUGAUGGCAAGAUGGACAAAUGGAGUAUUUAUCUCAACAGUACAUCGCGUAAUUAAUACAUCAGGACGAGAAAGAUAUUCGAUACCAUUUUUUUUUGGACCAGAUUAUUUUACAAAAAUAGAAUGUUUAAAAACAUGUAUAAAUGAGAAAAAUCCACCAAAAUAUGCACCGAUUACAGCAGGAGAUUAUCUCGUGAGUCGAUUUAACGAUACAUAUAAAUAUAGACAAGUUGAAGACACACUGUGA
Molecule: messenger RNA, 996 nt
Organism: Didymodactylos carnosus
Lineage: Eukaryota; Metazoa; Rotifera; Eurotatoria; Philodinida; Philodinidae
Source: the annotation of a GenBank genome assembly